Molecule: messenger RNA, 1054 nt
Organism: Caenorhabditis elegans
Lineage: Eukaryota; Metazoa; Nematoda; Chromadorea; Rhabditida; Rhabditidae
Gene: C45G9.2
Product: putative tRNA-dihydrouridine synthase-like protein C45G9.2
Exons: 7
Coding region: 91-945 (284 amino acids)
Biological process (GO): tRNA processing; tRNA dihydrouridine synthesis
Molecular function (GO): tRNA dihydrouridine synthase activity; flavin adenine dinucleotide binding
Source: RefSeq, marked reviewed
AAUACAGUUUUGUUUUUAUCGAUGGAACCUCGAGAAAAUUCAACAUUUCCCAAUUUAAAUGGAAAACGACCCGAGUUUUACCUUGCUCCCAUGGUGAGAUAUUCAAAGCUUGCAUUCCGGCAGCUAGUUCGCGUGUAUGAUGUAGAUGUGUGUUUCACGCCAAUGAUUUAUGCAAAGAACUUUAUUGAAUCCGAAAAAUGCAGAAGUAGUGAGCUUUCGGUCUGCGAAGGCGAUUCUCCAUUAAUCGUUCAGUUUGCCACGGAUGACCCCUUUGUUCUAUCAGAAGCAGCAGAGAUGGUUUAUAAAUGCUCAACCGGCGUGGAUUUAAAUUGUGGGUGUCCGAAGCAUGACGUACGCUCCAAAGGAUUCGGAAGUGCUCUCUUAAGCAAACCGGAACUGCUCGCAGACAUGGUUCGACAGACCAGAGCUCGGAUCCCAGACCCAGAUUUUAGUGUCUCGCUGAAAAUUCGAAUAAAUCAUGACAUCGAGAAGACAGUCGAUUUGUGCAGAAAGGCAGAAGCAGCUGGCGUAACACAUCUAACUGUUCAUGGAAGAACACCAUCUCAGAGAGCGGAGCCUAUCGAUAUUCAAGCUUUAAGAAUAGUAAAGGACUCUGUAUCAGUUCCAAUUAUUGCAAAUGGAGGCAUCACAACACGAGAAGAAGCUCUGUUCCUAGCUGAACAAACUGGAGUUGAUGGAAUUAUGGCGGCUAAUGGACUUUUGGAUAAUCCGGCACUUUUCGCAGGACAUGAGCACACACCCAGCGAUUGUGUGGAGAACUUUAUGCGUCUAUCGAGAGAAUAUGGUUUAGAUUGGCUUUUGUACCAUCAACACCUUCAAUAUAUGCUCCGGCCGGUAUUUUCUGCACAACAACGACGGGUUUUCAAUGAGCUAAAUGGGAGACUGGCGAUUGAUCACUUUUUAAAUAAUUUGCUAGAUAUUUAAAUAUCCAAAUUUUUGUUGAUUUUUGUUGUUACCCUCACUUGUUUGUUCUUGUAUUUUAAACUUGAAAAUGUCUGAAAGAGUUGGCAAUAUAUAAAGCAGAACAAAAAUG